Morchella sextelata is the source of this 258-nucleotide messenger RNA. RefSeq lists its product as uncharacterized. The transcript has a single exon. NCBI's taxonomy places the organism in Eukaryota, Fungi, Ascomycota, Pezizomycetes, Pezizales, Morchellaceae. Bases 1 to 258 code for a protein of 85 amino acids. The record is from RefSeq and is a predicted model, not a curated record.
AUGUCCGGCUACACCAACCCCCCACCCAUGGACGCCACCUCGCCCACCUCCGACGACGAGGAACCAACAGGCACGAGCUCCUCUGCGCGCUGGAACAUCGGUCCAGCGGCCACAAACGCAGACUGCACAAGCUUCUUCAACACCUGCUGCGGCGCAAUCUUUAUCUGCUGUGGAGAGUACUUGGCGAUCUUUACGGGGUGCUUUGAGUGCUGUGAGAGCUGCUGUGUGGAGUGUUUGAAGUGCGGGUGUAAUUCGUAG